Molecule: messenger RNA, 917 nt
Organism: Amorphotheca resinae ATCC 22711
Lineage: Eukaryota; Fungi; Ascomycota; Leotiomycetes; Helotiales; Amorphothecaceae
Exons: 2
Coding region: 335-817 (160 amino acids)
Source: RefSeq, a predicted model, not a curated record
UUCGAAUCACCAUCUUUACUCAGUACAGAAAGCAGAGCCGCUUUUAAUGACGUAACCAGGAACAGCGCCGAGUCGCCAGCGGCCAGACGAGCUUUAACGAGCUCAAGCAGAACCUCAGGUUGUAAGGGUGUGCCAGGGAUUUACCAGCCGAAACCCCCCCAUCCAGUGCAUCAACCGAUCACAGAACCGGCCUAUCAACUGUGUGGAUCCGGGCCCCCAUUACCUGACUGCGACAGAGAUUGAUGCGAGCGUGUCAGUCGAGAGCCAGCCCUACGAGCAUUCUCACGACGGAGGUCUGCAACGGAAGAGAUGAUCUGAAUGCUAAGAGAGCAUAAUGGAUGGUUCUGUCACGCUGGCGGACGAGAAUCUGGAUCCGCCCCCGAGACUCUUCGAAAGACUGCGACAAAUCGCUGGAUAUACGUGGGAUGAAUCACAGGACCCGUACCAUUCAAGCUACAGUAACUGGCAAGUCUACGGGCACAAGAACACUGCUGCCAAACACUCGAGCAGCGGCAGCAACAGCGGAGCCGUCCAUUCGAAAUACCCUUUCGAACGCCGCAACUCAUCCCACCAGGAAGGAAGCAUAAAAAAUGAAGAGACAUCUUUUGUUGCAAUCUCCCAGGCUUUAAGUGCAGCAGAUUCCCCCCCUUCUAAAAGCCUUCGAACCUCAAUGAGAUCAUACCGCAGGCCACUAGCGGAGUGGUAUCUGUCAUUAAUCGUUUUAGCGGUCAUCUUUUGGAUGAUCCUGCUAAUAACAAUUGGGACAUCUAUUCUGAUUGUAGACACCGAUGGAAGCCGCCGACCUAAGACUCCCUGAAUAAUGUCCAUCGGCGUCUCCCCGUCAAAGGCAGCUUGUUGCGUGAGCAUGGUCCAGAAAAGAAUCCCAAGGGAGUAUAUAUCGGUGCGGCUAUCUGGCU